Molecule: messenger RNA, 1404 nt
Organism: Lachancea thermotolerans CBS 6340
Lineage: Eukaryota; Fungi; Ascomycota; Saccharomycetes; Saccharomycetales; Saccharomycetaceae
Gene: UTR2
Product: chitin transglycosylase UTR2
Exons: 1
Coding region: 1-1404 (467 amino acids)
Biological process (GO): carbohydrate metabolic process; fungal-type cell wall organization
Cellular component (GO): fungal-type cell wall
Molecular function (GO): hydrolase activity, hydrolyzing O-glycosyl compounds; glycosyltransferase activity
Source: RefSeq, a predicted model, not a curated record
AUGGCGGGUUCAAAGCUGUUCUUUUUGAGUGCCAUCUCUGCUCUGACAUCUGUCGUUGCGGCAGCUACCACUGAAAAGGUUGUCUACUGUAACGAAACCUUAGCUGCCUGUCCUGAAGACAAACCAUGCUGCUCGCAGUAUGGUGUAUGUGGUUCUGGGUCGUACUGCUUGGGAGGUUGUAACCCCAGAUAUUCGCACAACAUUACUGCAUGUAUGCCAAUGCCUGUAUGCAAAGACUUUCAAACCGUUUUUAGCAACUACAGUGGGGAUUUACAAUCUCAAUACACGUACCUGGGCGAUGCUGAGAAGCAUGACUGGAUCUACGAAGGAUACACCAUGGAUUACGACAAAGAGGAUGCUCUAGUUCUUGCGAUGCCUAAGAACUCUGGUGGUACUGUGUUGUCUUCAACUAGAUACGUCUGGUACGGUAAAGUCGGCGCGAGACUUAAAACCUCUCACGACGCUGGUGUCGUCACUGCUUUCAUUAUGUUUUCUUCGGUCCAGGACGAAAUCGACUACGAAUAUGUCGGAAACAAUUUAACUCAAGUUCAAACCAAUUACUAUUUUGAAGGUGUCCAAAACUGGACUCAUUCCACCAAUGUCAGUACCACUGAUACCUUCGACAAUUAUCACCUGUAUGAAGUUGACUGGCAUGAGGAUCACAUCGACUGGCUGAUAGACGGCGAGGUUAGCAGAACUCUAUUAAAGAAUUCUACUUUCAACGCUACUUCUGGUGAAUACAUGUUCCCACAGACUCCUGCACGUAUCCAGAUCUCUAUAUGGCCUGGUGGUAAUGCCACCAACCCCGUGGGCACUAGGAGCUGGGCUGGUGGUGAAAUUAACUGGGACUCUUCAGAUAUCCAGGACUAUGGCUACUACUACGCUCUCUUACAAGGCGUCAACGUGACUUGUUACGAUCCCCCUGCCGGAACUGUUAAGAAUGGUUCUGUUUCUUACGAGUACAUUAGCUCAGAGAACUUUACCCAAAACUACGUUGCCAUCACAAACGGCACUACUGUCAUGGGCUCAGCUGACGAUACCGGGUAUAACCCUGAGGACGGCAAGUCUUCAUCGAGCUCAUCGAGCUCAUCGAGCUCAUCGCCCGCUGCUUCGAAGUCUACUCAGAAGGGCUCUUCUUCUACGGAUAAGUCUUCAAGCACUGAAUCAGGUCUCAAAGUCGCCACUGGAUCUAGCUCUGUUUCCUCAGCCAAACAGUCUGGAUUCGUGCAAAACAUUAACAGUGCGUCCAGCUCUGCUACCGGCAAGAGCUCUGCCACGAGCACUGGUAGCUCUGCUACAAGCACUGGUGGUGCUGCCGGUUUGUCAUACGCUCCAAUUAGCAACAAUGGCCUAAUGCAUAUUGCCAUGGGCUUGUUCGGAGCAGCAUUUGCUUUCUUGUACUAA